AUGACUGAUCAGGUGGAAAGAAAAAAAUCGUAUAGAUGGGCUUCGGCGUCUCAGGCUUCUUACGACGGUGCUGGAUGGGACAGUAGUGAUGAGAUUGAUUCCCAUGAUGAAGAAUUGAAAAAUCUACCUACUUUGCCAAAACUCGACUACACUAAAAAUGACGAGGUCUUAAAUUCGGUCCCUGAAAAUACUAAUGAUCCAAUUUCAUCAAACGUAGUUCAGGAACAAAUUCAGCCACAAGUUCCUGAACUCGUUCCCAGUUUUUUAAAGUCUCAACAGUUGAAGAGAACUCCUACUAAUAAGACAGUUAAUGAUGAUUUGGACAAUCUGAUGGAGCAGAUAUCAAAGGAAAUGACUCCAGUAUUACCUCAAGGUCGUAAUUUCGAAGAACUUGAUGAUAGAGUAAGUGAUAAAGAACUUGAUAAUGAAAGUGAUAAUCACGUCCCAAGAGAAUACUUCCAGAAAAGUAUGGGUUAUUUCGAUGAAAGUUUGGGCUACUCGGAAGGUGAUGAUGAAAAUACAAAUAAAGAUCAGAAUGAUGACGAUAUGGCUAUGGAUCAAGAUGAAGAAGAAGAAUUUAAGGUAUCUAAAAAUGGCUACUUUUCGAAAUUUAUAGAAAAUGAGAAUGAAUCCAAAAAUACAGAGAAUAAGCAAGAAAUAGACUCAGAGGUGGAUGUGCCUAAAGCAGAAUCUGUCAGUUCGAAUUCUGAGUCUAGAUCUCAGUUACAAAAACAAGAUAAUGAAAGCAAAUUAUCAUUGAUUGAUAAUUAUAGUGAUAUUCCCGAUUCUAUCCCAGAAAAUGAAACCAAAGAAGAACACCCAGUUGAAAUGGAAGCCGUAGAAUCAACCGAUGACACCGGUGUAGAUAUUGAUGAGUUGUCCUAUACAGAAUCUAUUACAAAUUCAAUUAACAACAUGUCAUUGACGAAUGAAGAAUUCCAAACACCAGAAGAAUCUGAAGAAGAGAAAUCGCAGAUUGAGGAAUCCCAAGCUCAAGAUCAAAAUUCUGCAGAAUCAUCUCUAGGGAAAGAUUCUAUAACGACGACUCACACUGGUAAUAAAUCCAAUGAUACAUUAUCUAUUGCAUCUUCUAAAGAUACAGAACCCGAGGAUGAAGAAAAUGUAUUGGUAGAAAACGAAAAAGAUGAACCUGUACAAGAAGAUCCAGAUAUAUCGAUGGAGAAAGCAAACAACACAACUAUGAAUGAUACAUCUAUUAAUGCUGAAGAUGAAGUUGACGAGCACGAUAAUAGCCGAGAUUCAACUGAAUCGGGAGAAUGGAGACCAAAUACAGAUGCAUUUAGAUCGGGUUUCGUUCAGGAAACUGAUAAUAAACCGCCAGAAGGUUACGUUGUAGAUUCAGAGGGUCAACUUGUAGACCUAAUGCCGUCAAAUUUAAAACAACGAGCUGCAUCGACUUAUACCGCUGGAAACGAAAGUGUAUGGCAAGGUUUUCCAAGUAAUUCGGACUCGACCAAUAAUCAAGAUAAUUCCGGUGCUCCCGAAGGCUACGUUUAUGAUGAAGAUGGUAAGUUGGUAAACCUAACUCCUUCUGCAAUGAAAAGUAGCGCUAUCUCAACAUACACAGCGGGAAAUGCAAGCAUGUGGGAAGCUUUUCCAUCUGAUGGUACCGCAGAUAUAGAGACAAUUAGAGAUACAAAGACUAUUUAUGAUAAUAAUACUUUGUUUAACGUUCCUGGUGUGAUAUCAAACAAUACCUCCUUACCACCUCUUCCAGAUAAUGCAGCGGCUGCAACUGCGUCUGCCGCUGUAAGAGGUUUAAAUUCUUCCUCGACAUUAUCAACAAUUCCUUUAGGUUUAACGCCAAUUGGUAGUGUAGGAGAUAUCUCUAAAUUAAAAGAGAAAAAUCCAAUACCACAACUAGAUUUAAAUCAAGUCAUAGGCGGGAAAAGGUCGAAUGCUGCUAAAUUGGAAGAGCUAAGAAAUUAUAGAAAUAGCUUGGAAGAAUACGAUACAGGUGUUAAAAUAUGGAUAUCACAUUCAUUAAAGUCUUCGAACUCUUCGGAUUCUAAUUUUAUAUUUGAAGAAUAUAAAGUGAGUAAACAUGUUAAACAUGCAUAUGCUAAUGCGGAUGAAUUAAGCAAAAAAAGUACUGUUAUUAAUACAGUGGAUACUGUAACACAAAACGUUAGCCAUUUGAAAAAGAAGGUAUUCUCACAUUCUAUAAAAUCAAAGGGUUUAUUUGCAUCUAUUGGGAAAAAGAAAUUGUAA
This is a messenger RNA of Vanderwaltozyma polyspora DSM 70294, 2232 nucleotides long. It is a transcript of the gene FYV8, whose product is annotated as Fyv8p. The coding region runs from base 1 to 2232 and encodes 743 amino acids. The transcript has a single exon. NCBI's taxonomy places the organism in Eukaryota, Fungi, Ascomycota, Saccharomycetes, Saccharomycetales, Saccharomycetaceae. The record is from RefSeq and is a predicted model, not a curated record.